AUUUUUUUUCUGGUGUUCCCCAGUUCUACUUCUGACAGUUCCGUGAUGGCUACCGUCCUACACCUAUCCUCGUGAACAUCUCGUUUAUCCUCGCUUCCAUUGUCAUUUUAAUUGUUCGAUUUUUUUUCUUCUUAAAUACUGGUUGAACGCAACUAGUUUUAACUGAUACCAAAAAUGGAAGCGAGUACUGGUAAUGUAGAAAUUUUAUCGUUGGAAAUCGAACGCUUGACGAGGGAACUGGACCAGACGAAUAGUGAAAAAAUUCAAUCCGCCCAAUAUGGAAUUGUUUUGCUGGAAGAAAAAGAGAAUCUUCAACAUAGAUGCGAGGAACUUGAAAGUCUCUUUGAAAACACACAACAUGAGUUGGCACUAACUCGUGAGGCUCUUGCCCGCUUCCAGAAUAGUCAUAAAGUAACAACUAAGAGUGGCAUUGAAACUGAAGAAUCUCUCCUAUAUGAAUCAGCUGCAAGAGAAACAUCCCUUAAUUCUCAAAUCCUUGACCUUGAGGCUGACACCAAGCACUUAAGGCUUGAACUGGAGAGGGUGACAGCUGAAAGAGAUCAACUUACACAACAGCUUAAUGAUACUGGAAAAGAGAGGGAAGUCUAUAUCUUUGAAAGAAAAACUUUAAAAGCUGAACUCAAAGAACUCAAGUAUAGAGAGACUCGCCUUCUUAGUGAUUAUUCUGAACUAGAGGAAGAGAAUAUAAGUCUUCAGAAGCAAGUUUCAGUGCUGAGAUCUUCCCAGGUUGAGCUAGAAGGAGACAAACAUGAACUACGCCGGCUUCAAGAAGAACUCGAGCUGCUCAAUCAACAAAAUGCUGAGUUAGCGCAUUUGCGAAAACUUGCCGAAAAGCAGAUGGAGGAAGCUUUAGAUGCCCUUCAAGCUGAAAGAGAAGCCAAAUAUGCAAUCAAGAAAGAUCUGGAUGCAAGAAUUAAUAGUGAAUCUAUGUUCAACUUAAGUAACUUGGCUUACAGCAUCAAAGGACUCUCCGAAGAACAUGGAACAAGCGAAGGUGAAGACGACGGUCCACUUCUACAAAAACUAGAAGCUAGUUUCCUAAAGAACAGUGGUGUCACCAACGAAGGAACGGAGGGAGGUGACGGGAACAACAAAGGCGGUGGAGAUUUGUUCAGUGAAAUUCACUUGAACGAAGUGAAGAAGCUAGAACGGCAAUUGGAACAGGUCGAAGCAGAAAAGGGAAUGUUGUUUCAGCGGUUACGUGAUGCUCAAGAAUCGUCUGAUGUCGCUCGGCACGAAGCAGCUUCUAGGCACGUUCAGUUGGCCAAACUUGAUGCAUAUCUAGCCAGCCUGCUUCACCUUCAUGAAGCUGUGGAGACGCCUACGAAUGCAUCUGAGAUAGAUCGAACAUCAGCAGAACCAUCAGUUAACCUCGGCAAGACGACACAACUUCAACAACUGGUUGACAAGUUUAAACAUCGUACUGCUUUAGCUGUGCGUGAACUUCAGCAAGCUCAGCAGGAACUAUGGGCUCUUAGAGGAGCUUCCACUGGAUACUUGCCUACUGAUUUGGAACAGGAUUUCGCUGCCUUGAAGAAGAAGUUGUUAGAUACAGAGCAAAAAGUGGCAAUUCUUCACUCAGAGAUUGCGGCUUCGUCAGAAUCAGCCGGUGACAGUCGAGCUACAUUGGCGACACUUCAAUCAGAAUUGUCUCCACUCGUAGAUGACAUUACUGCGCUUACGCUGCAUCUUUGUGCGGCGGUAGGCAUCCAGACUGGAUCAGGGACAAAUGCGGGCACCGCACGUAGCUCAACAGAUGUUGGCAGUGGACCUAGUAGCUUAACUUCGGACAUUACCGGGCCACCUUCUAUCGGUUCAGAGUACAACAAGGAAAAUAUUUCGCCAGAAACCAGUGUCACAGUCACUUCGGUUCACAGUCCCACUCGACUUUUGCACAUGCUCCAAGAACAAGUUCGCAUGCUACGUCGAGCCGCCGAAAUGCUGGUCAAGCAGAGCCACGCCAAAGAAACGCCAAGCGAGUUGGUAUCAGACAAAGAUCGCGACACCUUCGAAUCAGAUGUCGCCGAACUCCAAGAGCAAAUUGUUAAGCUCAAAGCCUUGUUAUCGACCAAGAGAGAACAGAUCGCUACAUUGCGCACCGUUGUCAAGGCCAACAAACAAACCGCUGAAGUUGCAUUGGCGAAUCUCAAGUCCAAGUAUGAAACUGAAAAGUCCAUAGUUUCUGAAACGAUGAACAAACUUCGGUUGGAACUCAGAACUCUAAAGGAAGAGGCAGCUACAUUUUCUAGUCAGCGAGCCCUCUUUGCUGCGCGCUGCGAAGAAUACGUUUCGGAGAAUGAUGAGCUUGGUCGGCAGCUAAGUGCGGCUGAAGACGAAAAACGGACAUUGAAUUCAUUGCUCCGCAUGGCUAUCCAGCAGAAGCUUUCACUGACUGAGCGCCUAGAAGACUUGGAGAUGGACCGUGAACGCUCAAAUUUGCGCCGUCAGCCGCAAAGCACACGAUCCACGAUUCCAGCUGGUGGAGCUCGAAAUCCAGCACAAAGCCAGGCUCAAGGAGCAGGAUCUGGUCAUCGAUAUCCCCCUAACCGUCUUCCGGCAUUCCGAGAUUCUAAUAGCAAUCGAGAUUAUUAAAAAUCGAAUUUUAUCAUUGAUUAACCGAUCCAGCAAAACAAAUGUUGCUGACAGGGUUUUGGUAAGUAACUUUCAUGUCUUAGGACAGCUGAUUACGGAGGGCAGGGUCCGUCAUGUCAGCAUUUGGAUCUGAUCAUAAGCAAUAUCGGUGCGGUUUGUCUUUGUAUUGUCAUUGUUUUUCGUCUUGCGGAACAUUCGUUUACCCGAAGAACGCGAUAGGGCUGAAUGUACGCGGAAGAUUGCUCAGUGCAUGUUCAUAUUUUGUUGCUGCAGCGUCAGUUUUACAACUUGGCAGGUUAUAUUCAUUCUAAACGAGAUCUUUUGGGGAUGGAGGGGGGUAAGUAACUUCUUGAAUUCUGGAUGAAACCGGUAGCUGCGCUAAUUUCUAAAACUCAUCUUUUACUAAGGGAGAUGUGGGAAACGUCCUAUUACUGCCGUUCUUAAAUGAAUUGAUUGUGUAAUUGUGUUUUUGUCCUAGUUUUAACCAUCCUUCUUUUGAAACAAAUUAUUAGUUACGUUUUAAAGUCUUCGCAACACGCUUGCGUUCACCGAGUAAACGUAAUAUGUCCCUCAUAGAAACAUCUCGAUGCUGACUACUAAAUAUCUAACAUUUGAUCCAUUAAAAGAUGGGAAGGAAUCCUUUGUCCUUUGGUAACAUUUUAAGAUAUAAAUUAUUUACAAGUUUUUACAUAGGGCUCAUUGAGAGAAUUUUGCAUAUGCCGCCGUGUGCAAAGUUGUAAAAUGAUUCAAUAAAAACGUUCCAGA
Daphnia carinata is the source of this 3378-nucleotide messenger RNA. It is a transcript of the gene BicD, whose product is annotated as protein bicaudal D-like. NCBI's taxonomy places the organism in Eukaryota, Metazoa, Arthropoda, Branchiopoda, Diplostraca, Daphniidae. The coding region runs from base 175 to 2613 and encodes 812 amino acids. The record is from RefSeq and is a predicted model, not a curated record. Gene Ontology annotation, molecular function: cytoskeletal adaptor activity; dynein complex binding; dynactin binding. Gene Ontology annotation, biological process: protein localization to organelle; microtubule anchoring at microtubule organizing center; regulation of microtubule cytoskeleton organization. The transcript is spliced from 10 exons. Gene Ontology annotation, cellular component: cytosol; Golgi apparatus.